UCUUCUUCCUUCGCCGCUUCUUUGGUUCAUUUCUCAAAUUCACAAAUCCGUAACUUCGAAAAUUAGGAACCUUCUCGAUCUCUCUCAAUCCACUCUGUGGAUGUAGAUUUCGAUUUGGAACGAACCCAAUCGUUUCCUUCUGGGAUUUGCAUUAAUGGCGAUGAGGUUUCUUCAUCUUCACCGACAUCGUCUUGCGAAAGGUAAUUCUGGGAAAGCUCUCUCCUUUAGCCGCCUUUUAGGUCUUAGUUUCUGGGUUCGACGAGCUUUUUGUACUUACCGAGAGAUUUUGAGAAAUGGUCUUCACUCUCUUCAGUUUAAUGAAGCUCUCGAUCUGUUCGCUCACAUGGUUGAGUCUCGUCCUCUUCCUUCUAUCAUCGAUUUCACUAGAUUAUUAACUGCUAUUGCGAAAAUGAAGAAGUUUGAUGCUGUGAUCAGUCUCUGCGAUCAUCUGCGGGUGAUGGGAGUUUCACAUGAUCUCUAUACUUGCAAUCUUUUGAUGAAUUGUUUCUGCCAUUCUUCUCAGCCUUUUCAUGCUUCUUCAUUUCUUGGGAAGAUGAUGAAACUUGGUUUUGAGCCUGACGUUGUCACGUAUACCUCUCUUGUUAAUGGGUUCUGUCUCGGGAAUAGAAUUGAGGAGGCCAUGUCUAUGGUGAAUCAGAUGGUUGAGAACGGGAUUAAACCUGAUGUUGCAAUGUAUACAACAAUCAUUGAUAGUCUUUGCAAAAACGGACAUGUGGAUAACGCGUGGAACCUUUUCAACCAAAUGGAAAACAAUGGGAUUAGACCGGAUGUUGUUGCUUACACUUCUCUUGUAAACGGUCUUUGUCAUUCUGGUAGAUGGAGAGAUGCUGCUCCGUUGCUGAGGGGUAUGAUGGAGAGGAAAAUCAACCCUGAUGUAAUCACUUUCAAUGCAUUGAUCGAUGCGUUUGUGAAAGAAGGAAAGCUUUUGGAUGCUAAAGAAUUGUACAAUGAGAUGAUUCAAAUGUCUAUUGUUCCUAAUAUUAUUACUUACACUUCGUUGAUCAAUGGGCUCUGCAUGGAUGGUCGCAUAGAUGAGGCCAAACAAAUGUUUUAUUGGAUGGAAACCAAGGGUUGUUUUCCAGACGUAGUAGCUUAUACUUCUCUCAUAAAUGGGUUUUGCAAGUGUAAGAAAGUAGAGGAUGCUAUGAAAAUCUUUUACGAGAUGUCCCAAAAAGGAUUGGCUGGGAACACAGUCACUUACACUACUCUUAUCCAAGGUUUUGGUCAAGUGGGCAAACCUUUUGUCGCCCAAGAGAUUUUUAGUCAUAUGGUUUCUCGUGGCGUGCCUCCCAAUAUUAGGACCUACAAUGUUUUGUUACAUUGUCUAUGUUAUAAUGGGAAGCUAAAGAAAGCGUUGAUGAUAUUUGAGGAUAUGCAAAAGAGAGAAAGAGAUGGUGUGCCUCCCAAUAUUAGGACUUACAACGUUUUGUUACAUGGUCUAUGUUAUAACGGGAAGCUAGAGAAAGCGUUGAUGAUAUUAGAGGAUAUGAAAAAGAGAGAGAUGGAUAUUGGUAUUAUUACAUAUACAAUCAUUAUUCAAGGGAUGUGCAAGGCUGGUAAAGUGAAAGAUGCUGUUAAUUUAUUUUGGAGCCUCCCUUCCAAAGGAGUGAAGCCUAAUGUUGUAACGUACACUACAAUGAUAUCGGGAUUGUUUAGGGAAGGGUUGAAGCUUGAAGCUCAUGUGUUGUUCAAGAAAAUGAAAGAAGAUGGGGUUCUGUAAUUAGGUGAGGCUGACUCCUGAUUAUUUCACAUUUGUAUCUUUCACUCUGGGUUGCUCUAGGAAAAAAGGAUUUGGAUGCAGCUUUUGUGGUUCCAUUGCGAUGCCUCAUGGGCUGCCAUAAAAUCGCCCAACUGUUUGACAUGGUCUUUGUGAAGCGAGGAGGAUUUGAUGAAGCUGUGAGGUUAAUUCGUUUGUGGAAGUGAAGGAUGACUUGUGUCUACUUCAGACACUGUAUUGAUAAAAAAGAAACUUCGUAAAGAAUGUGCAGAAGGCAAAUGGGACUUCUUAGUGAAUUGGUAGACUACAAUUUGUAAGUGACAAAAUUUAAAAAUCAUUGAACAGUAGAGGGUCCUUAAAGAUAGUGAUAGAAUGAGUUAUAUCAUCAAAGGUAGCAAGCAGAACCAGUCUGAUUUCUGUAACCGGUGGAUGAUGCUAAAGGCAUGCCACUUCACACACACAAAUAAGACAUGUGUCAUUCUUUUGUUCCCUUUUAAAUGAUGCAACAAGCCAACAAGGAUGAUCAUUGCUGCA
Capsella rubella is the source of this 2272-nucleotide messenger RNA. Its product is annotated as pentatricopeptide repeat-containing protein At5g41170, mitochondrial. Gene Ontology annotation, molecular function: protein binding. Bases 155 to 1741 code for a protein of 528 amino acids. The transcript has 2 exons. Lineage: Eukaryota; Viridiplantae; Streptophyta; Magnoliopsida; Brassicales; Brassicaceae. The record is from RefSeq and is a predicted model, not a curated record.